UGCAAUGAGUACUUAUAAACCUCUGGACAUUAACUUACAUAACAAAAAAAGGUAUCUACAAAGACCUGAGCUGCCCUACCAGGGAAGUGGUAGCUCAGCGGUUAAGACGGUGGAUUUCUGCUCAGAAGGUUGAGAGUUCAAAUCCCAGCACUGCCAAACUGCCACUGUUCGGCCCUUGAGCAAAGCGCUUAGCCCUCAACUGCUCAUCUGUAUAAAUGAGAUAAUUGUAAGUCACUCUUUAUAAGGGUGUCUGCCAAAUGCUGCAAUGUAAUGUAACUGAAAAAACAACCAAAAAAAGGGCAACAAGUGAACAAAUACAUCAAUUUAACAAAGUAAACAGUAUGUCCGAAAGAACUCUGGGAGGUGCUCAUGCAGAUCUGCAUCACUGACGAAUACAGCACUGUGAGAAAAGAGGAAAUGACAGAAUUGAUAAAGCUGAAAGACAGCAGACUGCAAAUAGAGAAUCAGUAGAACUUUCCUUCUUGAGAUAGACAGAGCACAUUUCAAUAGAAGUAAAGGAGUAGAAGUGACGUGACGCUGAAUUUCAUUCCAGGAUGAAGAUCCUCCUCAUCUUCAUCCUCUACCUUAUCUCAGGUCCAGUAGACUGCUCUGAUGUGAUUGGUUACUCAGGAGGAAGUGUCACUAUGAUAUCUAAUAUCAACUGGUACACAAGCAAUAGUAAAUAUAUCUGUAAGGUGAAAGAAAACGACUGCAUUGAUAUAAUACGUGCUGAGACCAAACGCCACCAAACACAAGAAGGAAGAUUUAAAUUGUAUUCAAACACAAAUAACUUAUUCCUAGUACUGAUCAGAAAGCUGAAGCCACAGGAUGCUGGAACAUACAGAUUUGGAUUGGAGAAUCAGAGCAACGCCACGGUGAACCUAAAAGUUGUUAAUGAUUCUUGUUGUGCUGGGACAAAAUUAAAGACAGCUUAUGUUGGGCAGAAUAUCACCAUCACAUGUAACUAUCCAGGGGAGUAUGAAAGAAACAUCAAGUAUGUCACCAAACUGGAUGACGACAUGAAUAUUCAAAACGUUCUUGAUACUGACAAAAAAUUUCAGAACGGAAGAUUCUCCAUUUCUGAUGACAAAAGUGCUAAAGUUCUCAGAGUGAACCUCAGCGAUGUGAGAGAAGCUGAUGGAGUAUUUUAUAUUUUUGGAGUGUGGAACAAAGAUGGGUCAGUCGGAUAUUACUCUUACUUUACAGAUAUUCAGCUGCAUGUAACAGGUACAAUAGGAUUGAGCACAAGCAUUCAACCAACAACAACAACAGGCACCGACAUGACGACCUCAGCAGCACUGACAGAAACUCCAUUUGCAGUGUGUUUCAGUUCCUCUGCCAUCAUCAUCGGUGUGUGUGUCUGUGUGGCUCUGCUGCUGAUUGGAGGAUUUGCACUGAUGAUCUACAAACUGAGACACAAGAGAACACAAGAUUAUACACCUUCAUCCAAGUGUAAAGACAAUAAACCAGUUACUUCUGAUCAUAACACCGAUUCAGCUAAUUUGUACGAAAAUUUCAGAAUGAGCUCAAUAUGAAUCUGCACCAGGACACAAACCAAUCAGACUGUUGAGCUGUUAUUCUUAAUGUUCUGAGCUGCCUCGUAGUGCCUCAACUCCCAAUGCUGUAGUGUGUCUCUCUUCAGCUCUUUAUAGGACUGUAACCUAAAAAAGAAUGCUGAUCAUAAAUCCAUGCCAGUUUGAUCAGGUGCAGUUUCUGGAGGACUGCUAGCCAGUUUCUCUCUCUCUCUCUCUGUCUUUCCCUCUCUCUCUCUCUGUCUCUCUGUCUUUCUCUCUCUCUCUAUUGCUGUCUGUCUCUCUGUCUCUCUCUUUCUCUGUGUCUCUCUCUCUUGCUCUCUUUCUCCCUCUCUCUCGUUCUCUGUCUUUCUUUCUCUCUCCCUUGCUCUCCUUCUCUCUCGCACGCGCUCUGUCUCUCUCUCUAUCACUCUCUUUGUUUCUUGUAGUUUUUACAUUUGUUUAGUUAAAUAUAAAGUGAUGAUUGUGAGCAAGGUGUUAUGAAACUUAUUAUCUAUAUAAAUGAAACAGUAUCGAUGUAUAAUGACUGAUACAUGAUGUUAUUAUUAUUAUUAUUAUUAUUAUUAUUGUUGUUGUUGUUGUUGUUGUUGUUGUAAUGAUUACUUAAUUAAUUGUUUCUUAACUAGUUAUCCAUUUUAUAUCAUGACAUUACUGUGCUUUAUGCUGAUCUGUUAUAGGAGUUACUUUAUUACAGUUUAAAUAUGAACCUAUCUAGUGCUGUGAUCUCGUUCAACACAUGGUACAUUCUGUUUUAAUUACGCUGUUGAGGCUUAAGAAGGAGAGCUAUAUUCGAAAUAACUGUCUAUAUCUAAUUGUGUAUUUCUGUUAUAUGUCAGUGAAAUUCUCUAAAUCAAUAAAAACACACUUCCUGUCCUUUAAACACAGCAUUCAUUUUUCUCAGCGCUGUAAGUGGAGCCUGUCCCUUCUUAUUUGAUCUAAAUACCUUGUUUUAUCUAAAGAGAACAUUUGUUCAAAUGAAAACUAUUUUUAUACUGUAUAGAAGAGCUUUGGGGUCAGGGACUAUUUUGUGAAAAACAGUUGUUUCUUGGCCUUAAUUAAAAAAUGCUGAUUUAUUUUAUAUAUUUAUUUUUACCAGUAAAGGGGUUGAAACUGAAACACUAACAUCCUCUCAUGCUGAAAAGGAAAACAGGGUGUGUAAAUGUCUAUAGGAGUUCCAGUUUACAUGAACAUGAUAUGAGCAGAGCAUAAGGACAGCUAAUGUACUUUGCAUUGCACUGUAGCAGCUAAACACAUACAAUGAUAGCUUAGUUGUACCUCGCCUUAGCUUACGACUCCAAACUAGCCUAGUCUCCUGUUAGAUAGGCAAAAAGUUUGAUAU
Ictalurus furcatus (blue catfish) is the source of this 2871-nucleotide messenger RNA. RefSeq lists its product as uncharacterized. The record is from RefSeq and is a predicted model, not a curated record. The transcript has 7 exons. Lineage: Eukaryota; Metazoa; Chordata; Actinopteri; Siluriformes; Ictaluridae. Bases 555 to 1535 code for a protein of 326 amino acids.